ACUCCCAAGCGACUGUUGUUCCUUGUUGUUCUGUAGCAUAUGGAUUUGUGUAUCGGAAAAACGACAUUCUAGGGCUGUCAGCCUCAGGAGAACCAAAGUAACAUGGCAAUUUUACAGUCGACAAGACAAAGAAAAAUAUAUGCUGGGGAUAUAAAUCCACUAUUAACAUGUAGAUUAUGCAGAGGGUACAUGAUAAAACCUACAUGUAUAACUGAGUGCCUGCAUACUUUUUGCAGAAGUUGUAUCGUAAAACACUUGAGCCAGAAGGAGAUAAAUGAAUGCCCUACUUGCAAUAUUAUCAUCCAUGAAACUAAUCCCAUGGAAAUGUUAAGGGCAGACCAGAUGCUUGAAGACGUUAUUUAUAAAUUAAUACCUGGAUUACAGCAAAAUGAAGAACUACGCGAAAGAGAAUUCAACAGAAAAAAGAAAAAAAUAGAGGAGCAAUCAUCAGUUAUAUCCGACAGAGAAUCCCCUGUAAGAAGCUCAGUUGAUACCAUGUACAGAACAACUAUCUCAUUUAACAACUAUCACAGGGAUGAACCACAAAUCUGUGUAUGYCUYGAGUGCUGUAGUGAUUCCGAUGGCGAGGUCCCUAUUAAACAAUUAGUCCGGAGAUACAUUCGUUGCUCGUCACAAAUGACAAUAGCUCAUGUCAAGAAAUACUUAAAGUUGAAGUUAAGCUUAAAUGCAGCAGAUCAGGUUGAAAUAUUGUGUAAUGGAGAAAUUAUGGGCAAAGACCACACACUUGAGUUCAUAUAUAUGACAAGAUGGCGAGUAAAAGAAGGAACAGUGAUGACUCUCCAAUACAGACCACGCAUCGACUUUCUUUGAAUUAUAGCCUCAAAGGCACAGAAGAUUUUUAUUGGUUCGACAGAGAAGAUGUAAAAAGUAGAAUACAUACACCAUUGUGCUGUAUUUAGUAUUUAUUUUGAAAAUAGACUGCAAAGCAGUGGCAACUUUGCGGUGAUUGAAGUUUAAAAUACCAGAAAAUAGUGCUUUUCAAGGAAAAAAAAUCACUUCUAUAUUGCGUCUCUAUUUCUGACACGAAAGCGCGGAUCCGGGGGUGUUCAAUUAGAAUAUUAUAGUUUAUCGUAAAAGUGUMAUCAUUUAUUCAUUUGGAACACGGAAGGCCCCCUGGAAAAUUUCUUGAACUGCCUCUGAAGGAAUUUACAGGUUUUUUGAAGAGGGCGGACGGACGCACGGCGGCUUUCUAUUCUGUGCCAUUAGAAAAAAUUACAGUCAAGUAGGCACUGCUAUGCAGUCUUAUUAUCCAGAUUAGUACAUUUAUAACAUGAUUUUAUCUAUGAAAUAAACCUAUGUAUAUUACACCUUUA
Molecule: messenger RNA, 1334 nt
Organism: Exaiptasia diaphana
Lineage: Eukaryota; Metazoa; Cnidaria; Anthozoa; Actiniaria; Aiptasiidae
Product: polycomb group RING finger protein 5-B
Exons: 8
Coding region: 103-831 (242 amino acids)
Biological process (GO): regulation of transcription by RNA polymerase II
Cellular component (GO): PRC1 complex
Molecular function (GO): metal ion binding
Source: RefSeq, a predicted model, not a curated record